Messenger RNA from Setaria italica (foxtail millet), 2405 nucleotides. RefSeq names its product amino acid permease 3. The coding region runs from base 649 to 2133 and encodes 494 amino acids. The record is from RefSeq and is a predicted model, not a curated record. The transcript is spliced from 5 exons. Gene Ontology annotation, cellular component: plasma membrane. Lineage: Eukaryota; Viridiplantae; Streptophyta; Magnoliopsida; Poales; Poaceae.
UGGAUGGACACUGUCCGAUCCCCAGUGAGAAAGAUCUCCGAUCAGGAUCUCGUGUGGGGGCAUGCAGCAGGCGAACCAGUAGGGUCCUGUACUGUACUAUUGUAGGUAGCCAUAGCCCAUAGACUCAAAGUCAAAGGGCCGAGAGCAAGCGUGCCUGGGGAGAGACUGACCAUGGGCUCAACCCCUUGCAUUUCAGCCACGUUUGUUUUUCGGGGCCACUGAAACCUUAUUGUGCUGUGCGAGGUCCACUCUUCUGAGAAAACCUUGUGCCAAUGCAAGUUGUAUGAGAAUACACUACCAGUAACUUGUGUGGAGCAUUCGUUUUGAUUCUCAGCAGACAGCAGUCACCACCAUUCAAGUCUUUGCAUAGUCCACUUGGAGAAAAGCACAAUUUGCCGCCAAAACCUUGUGAAACGGCCCCGCGCCUUCCAGGCAACCGGCUAUAAAUUGCCGCCACCACCCUCCCUUCCUCGUCCUCAGAGUCACUUCACCAGCCACAGCCAACCACGAGCUCAGUGAGUGCCCGAGUCGUAGCCGCCUUUGAAAUUUCAAUUUCCACGCGGAGUCGUCUUUGUGUCGCUCAGCACCUGAAGUGGUAGCAGUAGCAGCUCGUCUUGUCGACCGAAGGCUGUAUAAAUUGCUGCAGAGAUGGGGGAGAACGUCGUGCCCAAGCACUGCUACCCGGCCGCCGCAGCGGCGGCCAUGGAGGUGACCUCCGUGGAGCUCGGCCACACAGCGGCCUCCAAGUGCUACGACGACGACGGCCGCCUCAAGCGCACCGGGACGAUGUGGACGGCGAGCGCGCACAUUAUCACGGCGGUGAUCGGGUCCGGGGUGCUGUCGCUGGCGUGGGCCAUCGCGCAGCUCGGCUGGGUGGCCGGCCCCACCGUCAUGCUGCUCUUCUCCUUCGUCACCUACUACACCUCGGCCCUACUCGCCGACUGCUACCGCUCCGGCGACCCGUGCACCGGCAAGCGCAACUACACCUACAUGGACGCCGUCAACGCCAACCUGAGUGGCAUCAAGGUCCAGAUCUGCGGCUUCCUGCAGUACGCCAACAUCGUCGGCGUCGCCAUCGGCUACACCAUCGCCGCCUCCAUUAGCAUGCUGGCGAUCAAGAAGGCGAACUGCUUCCACGUGGAGGGGCACGGCGAUCCGUGCAGCAUCUCGAGCACGCCGUACAUGAUCAUCUUCGGCGUGGCAGAGAUCUUCUUCUCGCAGAUCCCAGACUUCGACCAAAUAUCAUGGCUCUCCAUCCUCGCCGCCGUCAUGUCCUUCACCUACUCCACCAUCGGCCUGGGCCUGGGCAUCGUCCAGGUGGUCGCCAACAAGGGCGUCCAGGGUAGCCUCACGGGCAUCAGCAUCGGCGCGGUGACACCCAUCGACAAGGUGUGGCGCAGCCUGCAGGCAUUUGGCGAUAUCGCCUUCGCCUACUCCUACUCCCUCAUCCUCAUCGAGAUCCAGGACACCAUCCGAGCGCCGCCGCCAUCCGAGUCCAAGGUCAUGCGCCGCGCCACCGUCGUCAGCGUCGCCGUCACCACGCUCUUCUACAUGCUCUGCGGCUGCAUGGGCUACGCCGCCUUCGGCGACAACGCCCCCGGGAACCUCCUCACGGGUUUCGGAUUCUACGAGCCCUUCUGGCUCCUCGACGUCGCCAACGCCGCCAUCGUCGUGCACCUUGUCGGCGCCUAUCAGGUGUACUGCCAGCCGCUGUUCGCCUUCGUGGAGAAGUGGGCGAAGCAGAAGUGGCCCAAAUCCAAGUACAUCACCGGGGAGGUCGACGUGCCGCUCUCCCUCUCCGGCUCCGCCGGCCGGUGCUACAAGUUGAACCUGUUCCGGCUGACGUGGCGGACGGCAUUCGUGGUAGCGACGACGGUGAUCUCCAUGCUCCUGCCGUUCUUCAACGACGUGGUCGGGCUGCUGGGCGCGCUGGGGUUCUGGCCGCUCACCGUCUACUUCCCCGUAGAGAUGUACAUCGUGCAGAAGAAGGUGCCCAGGUGGAGCACGCGGUGGGUGUGCCUGCAGAUGCUCAGCCUCGCCUGCCUCAUCAUCACCGUGGCCUCCGCCGCGGGCUCCGUCGCCGGGAUCAUCUCCGACCUCAAGGUCUACAAGCCGUUCGUCACCACCUACUGAACGAUCGUUCCAUGCACUGAACAUAUGCACAGAUUGAUGGACAGAUGAUGGGCGCCUAGUAUGUGCAGUCUUUAAUUAAAAUUAGUUAUUAAUUUAUUACAACACGGUAAAGAAAGAAAAAGGAAAAGAAAAGAAAAGUGGUGUUCUUGGUGAUGCGUAUAGCUUGCAUUCGCCAAUGUACCGUGUCCUUGCUAAUUUCCAUUGUUUGUGAUCUGGUUAACUGAAAAAGGUAGUGAAUUAAGAGAAAUCAAAAGGUGUAUUUCCAAGUCAAA